AUGUCGGACGCGGAAGCCCCGACAUCUCCCCCUCGCGCUGGCGAGGGCAAAUCCUUCGUCUCGCAGGCAAUGACUGAGGACGACGAUACGCAAAUGAUGGAUGCGACUCCGGAGCCGACCGAGAAGACUUCAGGCCGUGGUAAGAAGGGCGGCCAGUCAAAAGAUUCAUCUCAGGUCGUCACCGGAAAGAUUAGACAUCUGAAGAAGGAGGAUGGCGAGCCCCUCUGGCGCAAAGACAUCCAGUAUGACUUCCUCAGAGCCAUCUUUGAUGACGAGAAUGAGGUCUUCACCAACUCCUACGACCCCGACAAGGGCCGCCAGAACUUUGCCGAUCUCUACAUCGACACCAUGUCGCGUAGCAGCAAGACGAGCAAGGUCUUGCGCGACAAGCUGCUUAGCGACCGGAGUGCUGCCAAGGGAAUGGCAAUGGUCUGUCUGCUGGUCAAUAUCGGAAGGAUGAACACGACGCUCAAUUUUUUUCCCGAGAUGCGAGCCCAAUUACGAACCUACCACGCCAUCCCUUCCCUGCAGGCCAACCAAGAUGCGCACGCCUAUAAACAGCUUCAAGACGCCCCGAGAUUGAAGUCCAUCCUGAAGGGCGGCGCUGAGGAUCGGGAGGAGCCCUCCUCUCUCAACAAGAUAAAAUCUUUGGAAGCUCCGAGGACGAACCCGGUCAACCUGCUCUUCUUGAUAUGUCAGUCGGCUGCCAAGAUUGCCGAGCUGCACUUCCCUCCUGGGCGGGAGUUCCACGAUCUCGUUAUGAAGACCAACUACACCAGCAAAUCCCGUGCGAGGGCUUUCCUCUGGGUUAUGUGGUUCUAUCUCGAAUCCGAUUUCACGGAAGAGGGUUGCGAAGAGAACCCGUUUGGUUCGGGUGUCGACUACAACGUAGAUGUCGCUAAUCAAGGCAUCCCCGAGCUGGAGAUCAUGACCCCCGAGGAAGAGGCGCUGGAGAACGUUGACACGCCCGCCGAGAUCCAGUUUGGAGAGGAGAAGCAGAAGAUGCGUGCUAAGAUUCUUGAGGCGGACCAGGCAUACCUGGCCGACAGUCAGACCAAGCGAGGUUCGAGAACAUCUCGUAUCAUGGCCGAGGAGGGGCCAGCAAUCUUACCGAAGAUCCGCCCAUCGAGACACGAAUCCGAUCUGGAUAGUACGAGAUCGACACCGCCGCCAAGGGCUCUGGCCCGCGGGCUUGGAAGCACCAUUAGACGUGGCGGAGCCUCUCUCAAGUACCAGAUCUUCGAAGGCUCCUCGCCAGCUGGCCCCGGCCACCAUCAAGCAGAGGGGAUUCCCACCCGAAAGCCUCGACCGCCCACGGCGCACCAGAUUGCAGUUGAGAGGAACAGGAAUCAGAGGGUCGAAUACAUCCUCGACCGUGGCAUCCGCAAGCAACACCAUAAGGCCAGAAAGGCCCGACGUCAAGAUGGUGCCAUCUACCGCCAGUACCAGCGUAACCUGCAUCUUUCAGACCCCUUUGAGAACAGCGACGGUGAGGAUGGCUCCCAGCCGUUUGUCGGUGGUGACAAAUCCCUUGGCCUACUUCGGCUCAAAUUUGGCAGCGUGGGAGAUACCGAUGACUUUGGCGAGGAGGCAGCCUCCUAUGCUGCUGCUAUCCGACGCGCUACGAGACGCCUACGCAGGUGGGCGGCGCACGAAGGACCCCCGCUUGGCGUCGUCCCUGCUCGAAAGAAGAGAAAGCAGAAUGGUGUUGAAGAUGGCGAUGAGAGGGGUGGGGACAUGGACGCCUCUAGGAUGGGCACUCCAUCCAGGAUGAAUGGUGACGCGGAUGGAGACAUGACUCUGGGUGGCGUAACCAUGGGAGACAUGACGAUGGACUACGAUGAUGACGGCGGCGACGAAGACGACGACGAAGGCAAUGAGACGCUUCUUCGCGACGACGGCUUCGAGGACGAGACGCUGCGUGUUGAGGAGUAA
This is a messenger RNA of Colletotrichum chrysophilum, 1935 nucleotides long. RefSeq lists its product as uncharacterized. Gene Ontology annotation, cellular component: Ino80 complex. Bases 1 to 1935 code for a protein of 644 amino acids. NCBI's taxonomy places the organism in Eukaryota, Fungi, Ascomycota, Sordariomycetes, Glomerellales, Glomerellaceae. The transcript is spliced from 2 exons. The record is from RefSeq and is a predicted model, not a curated record.